This is a messenger RNA of Alternaria arborescens, 478 nucleotides long. RefSeq lists its product as hypothetical. The annotation marks the transcript as partial. Lineage: Eukaryota; Fungi; Ascomycota; Dothideomycetes; Pleosporales; Pleosporaceae. The transcript has 2 exons. The record is from RefSeq and is a predicted model, not a curated record.
AUGCUUCGUGCGCUGCGUCUUCACCUCGCCAGACCCUUCACUCCUCACCCCUCUCUUAUCGUCGAGCGUUUGCCGCCAUCGCACGUGCUCCAUGGCUGCAGUCGCAUCAGCUCGACCAAGACAGGUCGAGACAGCACAAUCUCCGAGCGCAAGCUCACUGCAUCCGAAAGCCCCAGCAUGAGCGAAUUCUUCAACCCGAAUGCGCUGCCCUUCCGCCCGGGCGGCUUCGACCGUCGCGAGCAGAAUUUCGGCACCUUCGAGAACCAACAACUUCCACCUCCCCCGCCUCCUCCCUUCCAGCCGCCACCACCAGGAGGGCCUCCAGCACCAUACGGGCCACCCAAUGGCUUCUUCAACCAGGAAUUUGCGCCGCCUCCCCCACCGCCCCCGCCGCCCCAGCAGCUCCCGCACAUGUUCAAUAACCAGCAGGCGCAGGCUGAGUUCGCAGGCUAUCAACAAGCGCUGGCAUACCACCACU